Molecule: messenger RNA, 1231 nt
Organism: Asterias rubens (European starfish)
Lineage: Eukaryota; Metazoa; Echinodermata; Asteroidea; Forcipulatida; Asteriidae
Product: serine racemase-like
Exons: 7
Coding region: 94-1101 (335 amino acids)
Biological process (GO): L-serine metabolic process; pyruvate biosynthetic process; D-serine biosynthetic process
Molecular function (GO): pyridoxal phosphate binding; serine racemase activity; ATP binding
Source: RefSeq, a predicted model, not a curated record
GAAACGACCCCUUGGUGGCGCCCUAGUCAUAAACCAUUAAUUUGGGAAUUUUGUUCAAACGACGUCAACAAAAUACAUUGUACAGAUUGAGAUAUGGCAUCCAGCAAAAUGAGUGGAUUAUUGUUGAAGCAGCCAUUUUGUCUGGAUGACAUCAGAGCUGCAGAGCAGCGCAUCAAAGGCAUUGCCAACUUCACUCCUGUCAUGACAUCACGUCGAAUGGACGCCAAGGCGGGGAGAAAUCUCUUCUUUAAAUGUGAACUGUUUCAACGGACGGGGUCCUUUAAAUUCAGAGGAGCUGUAAACUUCUUAUCGAUACUCCUGGAGAAGUCAAAGGACGGUCCCCUGCCCUGUGUCACAACGCAUAGCAGUGGAAACUUUGCCCAAGGUCUGGCCUUGGCCUCUAAACUUCUUGGUGUGGAGGCUUAUGUGGUCAUGCCCGAGAACUCCCCUCAGUGUAAGCAGGAUGCAGUCAAGGAAUAUGGAGCUGAAGUCAUAUUGUGUGAAUCAACUGAAGAGGGUCGUAUCGCAGCCAAAGAUGUGGUGGUGAAAGAGAGAGGAGCUGUUUAUGCGUCGUCUUCACAACAUCAUGACAUCAUGGCCGGGCAGAGAACCAUGUGUACUGAGCUGCUACACCAGACGGAUAACAAGCUAGAUGCCAUCGUUGUUCCAGUUGGAGGGGGUGGGAUGCUGUCUGGAGUGAUUAUUGCAGCAAAGACUUUGUGCCCAGGCAUCAAAGUGUUUGCAGCGGAACCAGAACUAGCCAACGACUGUUAUAGGUCAUUCGUGACCAAGGAGCACGUCAAACAGGACUGCUACCCUACCACGGUGGCGGACGGUUUACGCAUAUCGAUGGGUGAUGUGGCCUGGCCAAUCAUAAGGGACCUGGUUGAUGAUGUCAUCACGGUCACCGAUGAUGAGAUCAAGGAAGGUACAAGGCUCGUCUGGAAGAACAUGAAGCUGUGCAUCGAGCCUUCAGCGGGAGUAGGUGUGGCUGCCGUAAUGUCUGAGAAUUUCAAAUCCAAGUAUGGCAAUUUGAAGAAUGUUGGAGUCAUUCUGUGUGGUGGAAAUUAUGACAUUGAUGCAGUUAAAAGCUGGCUGUAAUUUUGAAACCUUGAGAUCUUGCCAGAAGGUUUUGUCUUGUUUCCUUUUAAUACAUGGAAAUUUGCAUCGGGGAUAAAGAAUACAAAUUUUGGUUUUACCCAUAUAUACAAUGACAUGUGUUAUCAGUACU